Molecule: messenger RNA, 4367 nt
Organism: Hemiscyllium ocellatum (epaulette shark)
Lineage: Eukaryota; Metazoa; Chordata; Chondrichthyes; Orectolobiformes; Hemiscylliidae
Gene: abr
Product: ABR activator of RhoGEF and GTPase
Exons: 23
Coding region: 309-3803 (1164 amino acids)
Biological process (GO): positive regulation of GTPase activity; protein phosphorylation; intracellular signal transduction
Cellular component (GO): membrane
Molecular function (GO): protein serine/threonine kinase activity; guanyl-nucleotide exchange factor activity; GTPase activator activity
Source: RefSeq, a predicted model, not a curated record
CCCCUCUCACUAUCAGCACCAGGAUGGAGCAGUGAACUUUACACAAACAUUCCAGAGCCCGAGGGGACCCAGGGCUCGGGCCACAGUCUGAAACUCCGGCUGUUUGAACAUUAACCAAGAGAGGGCUGAGGGGUUUGUGAACCUUUGGGCGGGAUGUUUGUGGAGGGGGUUAGGCCGCUCCGGGCCUGACCUGUCCCGGAGGCGGGGAGAGGGAGAGGGCGGGCCCGCGGGGCCGGCCCGGGACAGGACAGCGCCGCGCCGCCAGCACAGGCACAGGCCCAGGGCGAGGGUGAGGGUGAGGGACGGGGAUGUGGGACCCGGACGAGUUUGAGCGGCAGUGGCUGAGGGAGUUCCCGGGGGGAGAGAGCCCGGUCCCCCGCCUCCAGUUAGACUCUGUGUCCGAGCUGGAGGCUGAGCUCCGGCGGAGUGAGGAGAGGCUCCGGGCCGGCCAGCAGCUCCUGGCCCAGGAGAAGUUUAAAGUGAUUUACCUGCAAACUGUACUGGAGAGACACAGCCCCCAGGGUCAGGGGGAGAGACACAGCCCCCAGGGUCAGGGGGAGAGACACAGCCCCCAGGGUCAGGGGGUAAGGGACAGCCCCCAGGGUCAGGGGGAGAGACACAGCCCCCAGGGUCACCUGUACCCCCACACUGAGGGCCAGGGGGUAAGGGAUGGACCCCAGGGUCAGGGGGAGAGGGACCGAUCCCAGGGGGAUGGACCCCAGGGUCAGGCGGUAGGAGAGAGAGACAGACCCCAGGGGGAUGGACCCCAGGGUCAGGGGGAGGGAGACAGACCCCAGGGGGUGGAGGACAGACUCCAGGGUCAGGCAGUAGAGGAGAGACGACAGGGGGAGAGGAACAGAUCCCAGGGGGAGAAGGAGAGGGACAGAGCCCCAGAUCAGGAGGGGAAGGAGGAGAGCCCCCUGAGUGAGAGCGACAGACUCCCAAGACAGUGGGAGAAGGGCCCGGUCCAGAUGCAAUGUGAUUCGGGCCAGUGGGAAACGAACCUCCCCCAGAAAGAGCUGUUGCUGAGCCAGGAGCACAAGGAGGAUGCAGAUAGUGACCUGGAUUCUGCCUCUCCAAGCCCUGGUCAUCUAGGACCAAGCUGCCUACGGAGGGGUCAAAGGGUAAACCGGAUCCGAAAUGGCAGUGGAUCCCCGAUUGCGAGCCCCAGGUUGAGGAGACGCCAAUUCUUGACAGUUCCACAUGAUUCAGAGCGAGCUUCCAGUGGAGCAAGUGAUGGAUACACUAGUUCGGAGCAUGAAGACUGGAGUUCAGAUUAUAAUUACACAGAUGCCUUUGAUGGGGAGACUGCAGAUGAACCAAAAGCUGCUCAAGAAGCUUCUGAAACAAUGCCAUAUAUCGAUGAAUCUCCCACAAUGUCACCGCACCUCAGCUCCAGAGCCAAGGAAACAAAUGACACAGUCACGUCAACAACAGAGAACAUGGCACCAACGAGUGAGGUGGAUCCAGAGAAGCGAUUGGAGAUGAGGAAUUUUGUCCUGUCUGGUAUCCUGGCAAGUGAGGAGAUCUACUUGAACCAGCUGGAGGCCCUGCUCCUGCCACUGAAGCCACUCAAAGCUGCUGCUACCACCUCACAGCCGGUUCUAACCAAUCAGCAAAUUGAGACCAUCUUCUACAAGGUGCAGGAAAUCCAACAGAUUCACCGAGAAUUCUGUGACAGUCUGCGUCCCAAAAUCGAGAACUGGGAUUCCCAGCAUUCUGUGGGACACCUCUUCCAGAAGCUGGCCGAAGGUCUCGGAGUGUACCAGGCCUUUGUGGGAAAUUAUAAAGUUGCCGUGGAGACAGUUGAGAGAUGUAGCUCGGCUAACAACAACUUCAGGAAGAUCUCCGAGAACCUGAAAGUCAAAAACCCCAAGGAUUCCAAGGAAUGUUCCACCUCUGUCACAUUGGAAGCUCUGCUCUACAAGCCAAUCAACCGAGUCACUCGCAGCACCCUGGUGCUACAUGAUCUCCUGAAGCACACUCCAACACAGCAUCCCGACUAUCCCUUACUGCAGGAUGCUCUCCGAAUCUCUCAGAAUUUCCUGUCCAGCAUUAAUGAGGAAAUCUCUGAUCGGCAUGCACACAUGACACUGGCAAAGGGCGAGAAUCGGCAGUUGGUGAGAGACGGUUUUAUUGUUGAAGUUUCAGAGGGAUCCAGGAAGCUGCGACAUGUUUUCCUCUUCACUGAUCUCCUGUUGUGCGGCAAACUGAAAAAGCAGGCAGUUGGGAGGCAGCAGCAGCAGCAGUAUGACUGUAAGUGGUACAUUCCCCUGGCUGACCUCAUGUUCCUGUCUGCUGAGGAUUUGGAGCCGAGUCCACAGGUUCAUGUGGUGCCUGAGCAUGAACUCGAGGAAAUGAAGAUGAAGAUUUCUCACACCAAGAACGAAAUCCAGAGGGAAAAGAAAUCUCCGAAGGGUCAGAUGCGGGUUGUGGAGCGCCUGAAGAAGAAAUUGUGUGAACAGGAAUCCUGGCUCCUCCUGCACUCGCCCACCAUUCCCUUCCGGAUACACAACAAGUACGGAAAGAGUUUCUUGUUCCUGCUGUCCUCCGAUUACGAGCGCAGUGAGUGGCGAGAGGCAAUUGAGAGACUCCAGAAAAAAGACCUGCAGGGCUUUGUGCUCAGUUCCUUGGAGUUACAAAUGCUGACUGGUGCCUGUGUGAAGCUGCGGACCGUUCACAAUAUUCCCGUAACCAGCAAUAAAGAGGAUGAUGAGCCGGGCGGUCUGAAUGGCUUCCUCCACGUCAUCGUCCGAUCAGCAAAGGGCUUCGACACCCCAGCCAGUUUAUACUGUACACUUGAAGUUGAUUCCUUUGGCUAUUUUGUCAGUAAAGCAAAGACCAGAGUUUUCCGGGACACAACAGAGCCACACUGGAAUGAGGAGUUUGAGAUCGAGUUGGAAGGCUCCCAGACAUUGCGGAUCCUUUGUUAUGAGAAGUUGUUCGACAAAAUCAAACUCAAUAAAGACGACAAUGAAAUUGUGGAUAAAAUCAUGGGCAAGGGGCAGAUACAGCUGGACACACGCACAGCCCAAAGCAGAAACUGGCAGACUACAAUCAUCGAAAUGAAUGGGAUUGAAGUGGAGUUAUCGAUGAAAUUCACCAGCCGUGAUCUGAGUCUGAAACGAACCCCAUCAAAAAAGCAGAGUGGAGUGUUUGGUGUGAAAAUUAACGUUGUCACAAAGAGGGAACGCUCGAAGGUUCCCUAUAUCGUCCGUCAGUGCAUCGAGGAGGUAGAAAAACGAGGGAUUGAGGAAGUGGGAAUCUAUCGGGUGUCCGGAGUAGCCACAGACAUUCAGACCCUGAAAUCUGCCUUUGAUCUGAAUACCAAGGAUGUGCUGGUGAUGUUAAGUGACAUGGACAUUAACGCCAUUGCCGGGACACUGAAGCUAUAUUUUAGAGAAUUACCAGAACCGCUUCUUACUGACAGACUCUACCCAGCAUUUGUGGAAGGGAUUGCAUUAUCAGACCCAGCAGCCAAGGAGAACUGUAUGUUACACUUACUCCGUUCACUGCCAGAGCCCAACUUCAGCACCCUGCUCUUCCUGCUCGAUCACCUGAAAAGGGUUGCAGAGAAGGAACCUGUGAAUAAAAUGUCUGUACACAAUCUGGCAACAGUGUUUGGUCCCACCCUGCUCAGACCAUCAGAAACAGAACACAAAGUGCAUGCGAACAUUGUGUCCGACAUCUGGUCUCAUGAAGUCAUGGCACAGGUGCAGGUUCUGUUAUAUUACCUGCAGCAUCCCCCAAUCUCCAUCACUGAACUCAAGCGAAAUACCCUCUACUAUUCCACUGAUGUGUAGAGAUCCUAUGUUGGGACCCUCGGAAUCCCUCAACUCGAGACAAUUGACCAAAAUAAAAUCAAGAUGAAGAAAACACCACACAGUGACUCCCGUUUGAAGUUUGACCUUUAUACCGCUAUAUGCCUGGUGCAAGAUGGGGAAGCCACCCUCUAUUGUCCUGUCCUGUGUAUAUGUGUACAAGCACUGUUGGCUGCCCAUCCCUUGCAUUCCGUCCCUCGCAUGGUGCAUUUGUCUUGUUUAUUCCUGGAGCUCCAACCUCCUACUCCUGGAUCUACUGUAGUUGCACGGAUAUUGAGACUUUGGGGCAGCAAACAGUUGAUAACCAAGCAGGGAACACCAGCAGGAGUCUGGUGAAUCUGUUGCUGUGUAAGGAUCUACACUGGAGCCUGAUUUUGGAGUGUGCCUCAGCAGUGGUAUUGACUGUGAUUAGCAUUUCAUACACUCCUCUGGUUAUUAGUAACCUUUUUUGCUUGAUAAUAAAUUGUUUUACACCUGUAGAUUAUUCUGACCCGCUGUGGGUGACACGUUCAUGAUAAAUAAAAGUAACAUAAUAUUUGCAUAAAA